AUGCCUCGAUCCACGUCUCGAAACGGACUGCUAGCCCCCGCCGACCCCAGCGCGGCAGACGCACCGACAUCGUCGACAGCCUCGCAGCUGCCAUCAUCGGGGGGGCGUCGAGCUGUGAGCCCCAGUCCGGGAAGCCGGGGCGGCGGCAUCGUCGUCUUCUCGGGCGGAAGCGCCUCCAACAGCCUGGUGGACGUGUUCGAGCACGUACGCGACGCCAACGCCUGCACGCUCAGCUACGUGAUCCCCAUAUCAGACAAUGGCGGCAGCAGCAGCGAGAUAAUCCGCGUGUUUGGCGGACCGGGCAUCGGUGAUGUGAGAUCCCGUCUUCUCCGUCUGACCCCGGACCACGCCGGCCCCGAGACAAAGGCCGUCGGCCACCUGCUCAAUCACCGGCUUCCGAGAUCGGCCGCGGCGGCCAGGGUGGAAUGGUUCGAGAUCCUCGAGGCCACGCACCCUCUCUGGGAGGGCAUAUCGUCGCCCAAGCGGGAGCUCAUCCGGUCGUACCUCAACAGCUUCAACCUCGAGGCCGUCAAGCGCAUGCGGCCGACCAGCCGGUUCGACUUCUCCGGCUCCAGCGUCGGCAACCUGUUCCUCACGGGCGCCCGCCUGUUCACCGGCAGCUUCGAGGCGGCCGUCUACCUGCUGGGGACCAUCUGCGGGGUGCCCGACGACCGCGUGCGCGUGCUGCCGGCCAUCAACACCAACUUUGCCCACCACAUCGCCGCAGGGCUGGCCGACGGGUCGGUCAUCGUGGGCCAGAACGACAUCUCGCACCCCAGCCAGCCGACGCGCGCCGUCCCCGGCACGGGCAUCUCGGCCGGCGCCGCCGGUGCGCAGACGCCCGAGGACGCGGAGGAGCACGACGAGGUCGAGGACGCCAACCUUCCCGGGUCGCUGCCCGCGCUGAGACGGCCGGCCAUGGCCUUCUCCAAGACGGGGGAGGAGGACCUGGCGUCGCGCAUAGAGCGCAUCUGGUACAUCAACCCCUACGGCCAGGAGAUCCGCAUCCCUGCCAGCCCGCGCGUCAUCGACUCCGUCCGGGGGGCCGCCGCGGUCGUCUACAGCAUAGGCUCCCUCUUCACCUCCCUCGUGCCCAGCCUGGUCCUCAAGGGCGUGGGGGACGCCAUCGCCGGCCCGUCGGUCGGCAGCAAGAUCCUCAUCCUCAACGGCACGACGGAUCGCGAGACGGGGCCGUCCGACGCGCCGCUGACGGGCCUGGACUUCGUGGACGCCAUCGCCGGCGCGUGCGCCUAUUCGAGGGGGACGCCGCGGCCCCGCCCGGAGGAGUACUGCCGGUACGUGACGCACGUCGUAUACCUGGACGGCCCGGGUGCGCCCAAGGUGGACAGGCAUAGGCUGUCGCAGGUGGGCAUCGACGCCAUCCGCGUCUACGGGCCCAGCGGGGGCCGAUACGACGUCAAGGCUCUGCAGCAGGCUCUCGAGUCGAUCAUCGGCAGGAAGGAUAGCCGUCCCGAUCGGAGCAGACGGAAUACACUGGUAGGGUGA
Molecule: messenger RNA, 1506 nt
Organism: Geosmithia morbida
Lineage: Eukaryota; Fungi; Ascomycota; Sordariomycetes; Hypocreales; Bionectriaceae
Product: Archaeal 2-phospho-L-lactate transferase/Bacterial gluconeogenesis factor, CofD/UPF0052 family
Exons: 2
Coding region: 1-1506 (501 amino acids)
Molecular function (GO): LPPG:FO 2-phospho-L-lactate transferase activity
Source: RefSeq, a predicted model, not a curated record